Molecule: messenger RNA, 366 nt
Organism: Sorghum bicolor (sorghum)
Lineage: Eukaryota; Viridiplantae; Streptophyta; Magnoliopsida; Poales; Poaceae
Product: classical arabinogalactan protein 5-like
Exons: 2
Coding region: 1-366 (121 amino acids)
Source: RefSeq, a predicted model, not a curated record
AUGGACCCCGACCCCCCGCGCGCGCCUGCCCCCACCUCGACCCCGCGCGCCGUCAACCCCGCGCGCAGCCCGGACCUCGACCCCCGCGACGCCCAGGCCUCGACCGCGUGCCCCAGACCUCGACCGCACGCCGCCCCGGGGGACCCCGACUCCGCGCGCCGCCAGACCUCGACCGCACGCGCGCCGCCCAGACCGCGACCCCGCACGCCGCUCCAAGAACAAGAGCAACACUUAUCAGAAGGGACCCAGAGCACCUCAGUGACCCUGGUCGUCUUCGUCGGUGUUGCGGUCGUGCCUGCACUGCAUCGCCACGCCACUGCACCAACUCGCCACUGCACCGCUAGCCUGUCUCCACCACCACCGUAG